This is a messenger RNA of Arachis duranensis, 1611 nucleotides long. RefSeq lists its product as uncharacterized. The transcript has 4 exons. Gene Ontology annotation, molecular function: DNA binding; transposase activity; zinc ion binding. The record is from RefSeq and is a predicted model, not a curated record. NCBI's taxonomy places the organism in Eukaryota, Viridiplantae, Streptophyta, Magnoliopsida, Fabales, Fabaceae. The coding region runs from base 1 to 1611 and encodes 536 amino acids. Gene Ontology annotation, biological process: DNA transposition.
AUGAGUGAUGUAGACACGGAUGGUGAUGAUAUUAUAUGGGAGUAUGAAUCCGAGGAGCUGCAUACACCCGUUUCUUCUGAGGAUGAGGGAAACAAACAUCAGUGGCCUGAGUUCAAUGACCAAUAUAGUUUCGGAGAGGGAAGAUUUGAGCUUGGAACAAGGUUUGUUGGGUGCAAGGACGAAGAGUGUGGUUGGAUUGCGCACUUGUCAUACAAUCGUCAGUUACAAUGCUUCCAAAUCAAGACUUAUAGAAACGAGCACACUUGUGCAAGGGACCUUGGAAGCAAUGCCGCUGAUCAACACUGGAUCAGUAAAAAAGUGGAGAAGAGGAUGUCAACGCACCCGCAUAUGACAACUCAUGAAGCUGUUGAUUUUCUAAGAGAGGACUUUGACCUUACUACAUACCCAAAGAUGGUGUAUAGAGCUGUGAAGGAGGCAAGGGAGAGGAUGAUGGGUAACGAAAAGCAACAGUAUGGAAAAUUGAGGGAUUACUUAUUAGAGAUACAUAGAAGUAACCCGGGGUCUUCUGCAUUGCUAGACCUGAUUCCUCAGCCUCAAGCACCCCCUAUGUUUGACAAGUUGUAUGUUUGUUUUGAGGCCUUUGCAAGAUCCGAAAACAAAGAAUCAUGGAAGUGGUUCCUAACAUUAUUACAGGAGGAUAUUGGUGAUGGACUGUUACCUGCACUGAAAGAGGUAAUGCCUAGUGCACAUGUUAGAAACUGUGUGAUGCAUAUGUGGAAGAAUUUCAUAAACCGAUUCAAGGAUCUGUACAUAAGAGAAAUAGUGUGGGACUGUGCAAGAUGCACUAUCAUAUCUGAAUUCAAGACAACCAUGGAGAGACUGAAAGAAGUGAACAUGGAUGCUUGGGCCUACCUUAUGAAAUUUGAUCCUGCCACCUGGGUUAGAGCAUACUUUAGCCAUGGUCCCAAGGUCGACAACCUAACAAACAACAUGUGCGAGUCAUUUAAUGCAAAGGUGGUUAAGUACAGAUGCAAGCCCAUACUCACAAUGUGCAAGGAAUUACGGUGCUAUGUGAUGCAGCGAAUGGUUCAACACAAGAAACUUCUGGGGACUCAUGAAGGAAAACUGGCGCCAGUGCAAGAGAAAAGGCUACAGAGGCUUAUCAAACCAAGCAACAAAUGGACAGCAGAGUGGAUUGGUGACAACGAGCGCAAACGGUUUGAACUCACUUACAAGGGAUCCAAAGUUGAUGUAGAUCUGAUCAAACACAGCUGCUCGUGUAACAAAUGGCAACUCACUGGGAUACCGUGCAUUCAUUCCAUAGCAGCAAUAAAAAAACGGCAUGAUAAUCCCGAUGAUUAUGUCCAUCCAUGGCUAUGUAUGGAGUCCAUUAGAAAGACAUACGAGCACUUCAUCCAGCCAGUAACUAGUGAGGAAUACUGGACAAGGUCUGAGUUUACUAAGCCUGCUCCACCUGUGUUAAAAAGGCCAAUUGGACGUCCGAAAGUGCAUAACAGACAGAAAGAUCCAGCUGAGGCUGUUAUUGAUGGUGACAAGUUGAAGAGGAGUUUCUAUGUCACAUGUAGCAAGUGUGGUGAGAGGGGACACAACUACAAGACGUGCAAAGGGGCCCCAUCCAACCCAAACUGA